Molecule: messenger RNA, 480 nt
Organism: Colletotrichum abscissum
Lineage: Eukaryota; Fungi; Ascomycota; Sordariomycetes; Glomerellales; Glomerellaceae
Product: FAD binding domain-containing protein
Exons: 1
Coding region: 1-480 (159 amino acids)
Source: RefSeq, a predicted model, not a curated record
AUGACCUCGCACAGCGCCGCUGUUAUGGAUUUUGUUCUUCGUACCGUGCCUGAAUACACGGAGAGAAUGCAGCUCGCAGCUCCAGCCUCCAACUUUGAGCUUCUCACUCAAUUCCAGCCUGUGACCAAGUCGAUGGUGGCCCAUGGCGACGAACGAGGUGGCAACGUCCUCGGCCUUGGGAGGGUGGUCGCAGACGGUCCGGCUCUCAUGUGGCUCCUAGCACUCACGGUGGAUACCGCAGAGAACCAGAAGUUGAUCUUUCCUCUCUUACUCAAACUUGAGCGUGUCAUCAACAAGUUUGCUGAUGAUGAGAAACUCCAAAAGGACUGGGAGUUUUUGAACUACAGCGGUCUCGAUCAGAAACCACUCCUGCACUAUGGCGAGGACAUAGUCCACUUUCUGAGGAACGUUUCGUUGGAAUACGACCGAAACCGAGUUUUCCAGGACCUGCGGAAGACGGGCUUCCGGAUUCCCAUCUAA